Oncorhynchus mykiss (rainbow trout) is the source of this 1888-nucleotide messenger RNA. NCBI's taxonomy places the organism in Eukaryota, Metazoa, Chordata, Actinopteri, Salmoniformes, Salmonidae. The record is from RefSeq and is a predicted model, not a curated record.
CUGCGAACCUUAUGCCGAACCCUAACCUUAAAUUAAGGCCAAAAAGCACAUUUUUGUUUUCAUGUAGUUUUACGAUAUUGACCAUUUGAACUUUGUGGCUGGGGUAACUAUAGUGAAAACCCUCUCCCAGGCCGACGCGCGUAGCCAAACGGAACAUCAGAGAGCAUAGGGCUGGCGUCUCCUGGUAGUACAUCUAUCAGGUCUCGAGCACAUAAAGUCCAAAAGAGAGGGACUAAAGGAAAUAAAGACAAUAGGGGCUCCCUUGCAGGAAGAAGGAAUCUCCCGUCGUUUUAAACCUAGUUCCAUUACCAGAGAGGAUACACGCGGGUUUAGCGUUUUACCGAGACGGAUUAAUAAAACGCCAGACGGAUGUUCGCGAGGAGGGGUGGUCCGCUCUGAAGUUGGAGACUACUGCCUACCGAAUACGGAGAGAGGAGAGAAGCGCUUUUGUUUUCCCCGUGAAGGCUAGCGCCCCCCGGCCACAGCAUGAAGCUGCCGCCUUGUUUCGUGGCGCUCAUCGCGGCGCUGCUCGUUCACUCCGCGCUGGGUCAGACCUGGGUUCCAUCAGAUGAAGAAAGUUCUUCCAGAGAUGAGUUCUAUGACGAUGAAGACCUCUUCUCAGGCUCUGGAUCCGGCUUUCCACAGAUGAAGGUCAACCCUAUAGCGGUGGGCGUAUCUUUCACCACGGAAGCGCCCCUCCCCUUCUCUACCACCCAGGCCACUGGCCCCGCCCCUUCGGCCCCACCUGUAGCCGAGCCCAGCCCUAAAGUUGACGUCCUUCCUACCCCACUACCCACUGAGGGAGAGGGGGAGAGAGUCCUUCCUACCCCACUACCCACUGAGGGAGAGGGGGAGAGAGUCCUUCCUACCCCACUACCCACUGAGGGAGAAGGGGAGAGCGGGGUAGAGUGGGAGAGAGAACAAGAGAGGGAGAGGGAACAAGAGAAGGAGAGGGAACAAGAGAGGGAGAGGGAACAAGAGAAGGAGAGGGAACAAGAGAAGAGGGAGAGGGAACGAGAGAAGGAGAGAGAACGAGAGAGGGAGAGGGAACGAGAGAGGGAGAGAGAACGAGAGAGGGUGAGAGAACGAGAAAGAGAGAGGAUACGGGAAAGAGAGAAGGCGAGAGCCGCCCAGACCACCCCCCGCGGCCCUGCAGCUCUUCCCAUGGCAACCACCAGUUUGGCGACUCCUCCGGCAGAGAGUGCAGCGCCCUCUAGCGGCGUGGAGGACCUGGGCACCACAGAAGAAGAGGAUGAGGAUGUUUACCUGUCCCCAGACCCCACCACCAGUUUACUUAUGGAGACCACCACAGAAGAAGAAGAAGAAGUGACCACUACUGAGACAGAGGCCACACCCAUCCCAGAGACAACAGCUCCACCCACUACGACUGGCCCAGCCCCAGCUGAGAGGUCUAGCUCCGCCCCCUUCAGGCCCAGGGUUCCUGUGACCUUGCCUACUAAAGCUGCACCCACAGAGAAGAGCACACGUCCCCAGCCACCCUCUACGACGAAUAAUGAGUUGGGGGUUAACGGACCAAGCGGAGACUUUGAGAUCCGCGAGGAGGACCGUCGUCAGGGAAACGAGGUUGUUGGGCGUGGCGUGGAGACGGGAGAGGAGCCUGAUCUGAUUGGCAACACGAUCAACACGGGAAGUUCUGCCGCUCAACUUCCUCAGAAGAACAUCCUGGAGAGGAAGGAGGUCCUGAUAGCGGUGAUAGUGGGGGGCGUAGUGGGGGCUCUGUUUGCAGCGUUCCUGGUCAUGCUGCUGGUGUACAGGAUGAAGAAGAAAGAUGAAGGCAGCUACACGCUGGAGGAACCCAAACAGACCACCGUCACCUACCAGAACCCUGACAAACAGGAGGAGUUCUACGCAUGAGAGAGAGAGAGAG